CAUACGUCAGUUGGACAGACACAGCAGCAAGCCCAAGCAGUGCGGUUGCGCCCUGUUUCCGAGCUCCCGGAUAUGUUUCGUGGCGUAUUCAAAUUUGGUGUUUUCAACGCUAUUCAGUCAAUUUGCUUUGAUGCAGUCAGUUUUAUAAAGCUUCGUUCAGAUUACCUCUCGCUUAGUGAACAUGUAGCGCCCACUGGAAGUGGCAAAACGGUCCUUUUUGAAUUGAGUAUUAUCCGCAUGGUCACUGACCCUUCGAGCACAAAUCAGGCAGCGAAAUGUGUUUAUGUUGCCCCAACCAAGGCCCUCUGUUCGGAAAAAUACAAAGAAUGGACCUCCAAAUUUGGCAGCCUCGGGAUACACAGUUGCGAGCUCACGGGCGACACCGUGGCCUUCGGCAAGGGCGUCUGGGGUGACGCCAAGAACGCUAGAAUCAUUGUUACUACGGCACGUUCUUGGUCUUCUACACUCACUCGUUUCAGGGACGACCACAGUCGAAUAUUGUCUCAGAUCAAACUUUUUCUUGUGGACGAGGUUCACAUCCUCAAUGAAUCUCGCGGUAGCACACUAGAAGUAGUUGUCUCUCGUAUGAAGGCGAGAGGGUCUGAUGUUAGAUUCCUUCUCGUAUCAGCAACAGUCCCGAACAUUGAAGAUGUUGCAAACUGGAUCGGCAGCAACCAUGCGUCUAGCGACCACCCCGGUCAAAUAUUUCAGUUUGGCGACGAAUAUCGACCCUGUAAACUCAGUCGUUUUGUCUAUAGCGUUCCAAAGCCGAGAGGACAGAAUGACUUUGCAUAUGCGCAUACCCUUGACGCCCGCCUAUUCUCCAUACUACAAAAACACGCUAUUGACAAGCCAAUACUUGUCUUCUGUCCGACAAGAAAAGGGACCAUCACGACCGCUAGGCAAUUAGCUAAAGAAUAUGAAGGAGCCAUGAAGACGUGUCAGCCGCUCCCGUGGAACAGGCCCUUACACAUGGAUCAGACAUUCCGUGACAAAGAUCUCGCCGCUCUGGCGGCUCUGGGAGUCGGCGUGCAUCAUGCUGGACUUACUAUCGACGACAGGAAAACCAUCGAAGACCUAUACCUUCGUAAAGUACUCCGAGUUCUUCUGGCUACAUCGACUUUAGCGGUCGGAGUCAACUUGCCCGCACAUCUGGUCGUCAUAAAGGGUGUCAAACUAUUUCAAAACGGUGAAUCUAAAGAGUACUCGGAUCUUGACAUCAUGCAGAUGAUGGGACGAGCGGGUCGCCCACAAUUCGAUACCGAAGGGAUCGCCAUCAUCUUAUGUGAAACUGAACUCGAGAGCAAAUAUCGCGGUCUUGUUCAGGGGAACACACCCCUGGAGAGUAGUCUGCACAUGAAUUUGACCGAGCACCUGAACUCUGAGAUCGGUUUGGGGACUAUCACCGACGUCAAGACAGCACAGGAGUGGCUUCUCCGCUCUUUCCUGUAUCGCCGAAUACAAAAGAAUCCACAGCACUAUGAUAUCGGAAAAGAUGACCGCCAGUCUUGGCAGAACAAGGUUGAUGACGUCGUGAUGGACAGCAUCGAGCAGCUACGAGAAACCGAGUUGAUCACUUAUUCACCGCGCAAUGGAGAGCUGAGUUCUACUGAAUUCGGUGAUAUUAUGAGCAAGUUCUACAUCCGUCGUCAGACGAUGAAGGCAAUCUUGGACCUUCCCCCAACCGCAUCUUUACGCGAGAUUAUAUACGAGAAAAUCAGGCGCCAUAAUGACAUUCGGUUCGCAGUUAAAAAAGUUCAAGGUACGAGUGACAAAGUAUUCUUGCUUAUGCAGGCGGUUCUAGGUGGUUUGCCCUUGAAUAGUGCCGAAUUUAGGAGCGGGGAGAGUCAACCAGGUCUAGAAGCAUUCUCGGUUUUUCGUCACGUCACCCGGAUUGCCACAGCGGUUGCGGAAGUCGCCAUAAUAAAGAAACACGGAGCGCAAGUCAAGCACGGGCUGGAAAUAGUACGCUGUCUCCAUGCCAAGGCAUGGGAAGAUAGACCAAUUGUCCUGAGACAACUAGAACACAUCGGUGAAAAAUCGUCAAUAUUGGCCGAGAACCACAUCUCCUCAAUUCCCAAGCUGCUUAGUACUAGCCCACUGAGACUCGAAGAGCUCCUGAACCGCAGAUCCCCCUUUGGGUCUGAAGUUUUACUGGCAGCUAACGAGCUACCGAAGUAUUUCCUCGCCCUGACGGAAGCGAAAGUUUCCCCUAGCGAUGGAAAAUCACCAAUAGAUGUUGAACUCUCCAUUGAAUGUGGCCUUCUUUUGGACAAGAGAGCUUCUACGGUGUCCAAGAAACAGAAGAAGAGCGGUUUCGAUAUGACAUCUCUUCUUACGAUUACCUCCGACUUCGUUUUCGUCGACUUUCGCCGUAUCUCGACGAAGGCGCUGAGGGAAAGGAAAUCAUUUGUGAUCCACGCGCAACUCACCAAACCGAGCCAGACCAUCAAUGUUUCGAUCUCUUCAGAAAUGGAUUUGGAGGGGCUUGAAGAUGUUGCUGACUUUUGGGAUAUGAGACCCGAUGAUGAUGAUGAUGACAACGGUUUGAAUAUCCCCCUAAAAGACCUUACUCGACCCCGUAGCCCGCCCCAAAGCAGUAUAUCAGCGCAAAAAAAUACCAAACCUCACAAAGAGAAGACAGUGCAAUCUGUUUCACACCCUCCAGAGAAGCCGGAGAGUUUCGGGAAGGUUGAUAUGCCUGUGCGGGACGCACGACCUAAAAACCGUUCGGACGGGAAAUACGAUUGUAAUCAUACCUGUAAAGAUAAAUCUGCUUGCCGUCACUUUUGUUGUCGUGACGGGCUCACAGAACCUUCUCGCGUCCCAAGAAAUAACAACAACACAAAGCCCGUCCAUCUGCCGAGAUCAAAGAAACCUGACGACUCGUCCUUCAACCUCUCAUCUGCUGGUUCCAAAAGCCAAGUUACUGUGCCGCUUGGCGACGUCCCAAUUCCCAAACGACGAAAGGCAGCUAAACGCAAUUCAGAUCUUGAGCACCUUGACUCCCUUCAUACAGGGCCUGUUGUCAAUCGAAGGCUGGGGCUCACUGAAGGUCAACGGCUGAAACUAGAUGCCCCAAUGCCAAGCAAACGCAAACCAGUCCCAAAUUUUGAUGUCGAGCUCACCACCUUGAAGUGUUCACAGUCGCCCUCCUCCAAGGACAUACUCAGCGAUUCACAAUCUGAUGACGAACUUGCGAACAUUUGCGAUCUUCUGAGUGAAGGGAAGCAUGUUCGUUCGAAAACGGACAAUUCAAACUCAGAGAUUCGAGACGACAACUACAACGAACCUGCGAUGUCUGGUCUCUCCCCGAGUCCCUCUCCCAGUCACAAACGAACAUGCGACUCUCUGCCUCUCAAUGGCUCGCCCCCUCGGAAGCGUCUGAAAAGCAGCAACAUGCCUUACAGGCCUUAUUCACCAAAACGGGAAGCAGCAAAGCACGGCCGUCAUCAGAAGCACUUCAAAUCCAACCUCAAGCUCUUCGGCUCCCCCCCUGACUUACUGAUUGCAAAGGUACAUUGUUAA
This is a messenger RNA of Suillus paluster, 3528 nucleotides long. Its product is annotated as DEAD-domain-containing protein. The record is from RefSeq and is a predicted model, not a curated record. Gene Ontology annotation, molecular function: nucleic acid binding; ATP binding. The transcript has 28 exons. NCBI's taxonomy places the organism in Eukaryota, Fungi, Basidiomycota, Agaricomycetes, Boletales, Suillaceae. The annotation marks the transcript as partial.